CACUUAAUAGAUAAAACCGGUUUUUAACGCAACAAAAACUACAAAGAUGGCUGCUAUCUCGCAAUUCCGCAAGAAGAAGCUGCUGUAUGUGUUCCAUGUGUUUUUCGAUAUCAACCAGAGUGGAGAGAUCGACCGCAAGGAUUUCGAACUUGCUAUUAACAAAAUUUGCGAACUCCGCGGCUGGCCGGAGGGACAUGCCAAGAACAAGGAAACCCAUGAUGCCAUGUUCAAAAUUUGGGACGGCCUGCGGACGAAGGCCGACAAGGAUAACGAUGGCCAGGUCUCCGUAGAAGAAUGGUGCAAUAUGUGGGAUGCCUAUGCCAAGAAUCCGAAUGCCGUCCUGGAUUGGCAAGUGCGAUACAUGAACUUCAUGUUCGACCUGGAGGACGCUUCCAACGAUGGUACCAUCGAUUCGGGUGAAUUCUCUACCGUCUACUCAAGCUACGGUGUCGAUAAGAACGAGUGCCUGGAGGCAUUCAAGAAAAUGUCAAAGGGUGCCACCGAGGUGAACCGGGACCAAUUUGCUGUAUUGUGGCGCGAGUAUUUCUCCUCGGAUAACUCAAGUGCUCCGGGAAAUUUCAUCUUUGGCAAGACCACCUUCUAACGUGCUAACUGCCAAUAUCCAAGAGAUGCUUCCUUCUAGCCCUUCGUGCUCAUCGAAAGUGUUUAAUCUUACAUCACGAGAAUAA
Ochlerotatus camptorhynchus is the source of this 689-nucleotide messenger RNA. Its product is annotated as calexcitin-1-like. The record is from RefSeq and is a predicted model, not a curated record. Gene Ontology annotation, molecular function: calcium ion binding. The coding region runs from base 47 to 604 and encodes 185 amino acids. The transcript has 6 exons. Lineage: Eukaryota; Metazoa; Arthropoda; Insecta; Diptera; Culicidae.